CUAUUUCUCAGCCAGAGUGAGGACUGGAAAGUAGUUACAGAGAGCAGCAACUUCUCCUUCUGCCCCAGGGGAUAUGGCCCCACAUCCUUUCGCCUCUACGAGACUCUGCAGCUUGGAACAAUCCCAAUCUAUGUCUGGGAAGAGGAGAAGUGGCUGCCCUUUGAGGACCUGAUUGACUGGAACGAGUUUGCAAUCAUUGUGGAGAGUCGUGACAUUGACAGUAUUGCUGCUAAGAUUGCAGAGGCUGACUUGCCACGCAUGCAGGCAGCUCUAGCCAAGCAUAGCCACAUGUUCACGUAUGACUUCACAGUGCAGUACAUCUUGAAGAGGCUUGCUGAUGAA
Messenger RNA from Coccomyxa subellipsoidea C-169, 342 nucleotides. RefSeq lists its product as hypothetical. NCBI's taxonomy places the organism in Eukaryota, Viridiplantae, Chlorophyta, Trebouxiophyceae, Coccomyxaceae. The record is from RefSeq and is a predicted model, not a curated record. The transcript has a single exon. Gene Ontology annotation, molecular function: glycosyltransferase activity. The annotation marks the transcript as partial.